This is a messenger RNA of Cloeon dipterum, 3552 nucleotides long. RefSeq names its product G1/S-specific cyclin-D2-like. Gene Ontology annotation, cellular component: cyclin-dependent protein kinase holoenzyme complex; nucleus; cytoplasm. Gene Ontology annotation, molecular function: cyclin-dependent protein serine/threonine kinase regulator activity. Bases 182 to 1009 code for a protein of 275 amino acids. The record is from RefSeq and is a predicted model, not a curated record. Lineage: Eukaryota; Metazoa; Arthropoda; Insecta; Ephemeroptera; Baetidae. The transcript has 4 exons. Gene Ontology annotation, biological process: mitotic cell cycle phase transition; regulation of cyclin-dependent protein serine/threonine kinase activity.
CCUUACGAACAUCUCGAGCAACAGGCAGGCAGCGGGCAGGAGUCAUUCGUUUGACAGCCUGAUUGGCCAUUGUGUGUCAAAAUCGCGAGUGAAAGCCAGCAGCCAGGGCAGCGAGAACAGCGAGUAGGACAUGCAAAUUGGCUGCUGCAGGGCCCGCUGAGUGUCGCGCGCUGUCCUUGCCAUGGCCGACCUGAUCUGCCUCGAGAGUUUCACCGAGUCGCGGGCCCGCAUGGACCCCGUCAUCUUCCACGACCCGCGCAUCCUGGAAAACAUGCUGGUCAACGAGGAGGCCUCGGUGGUGCCGUGCGACUACUUCGCCACCGUGCAGAAGGACAGCCAGGUCCAGCCCUACAUGCGGGCCGACAUCGUCACCUGGAUGACCGAGGUGUGUGACGAGCUGAACUGCGACACGCACGUGCUGCCCCUGGCCGUGAAGCUGAUGGACAUGACGCUGACCAAGACGCCCGUGCAGGUGACCGAGCUGCAGUUGCUGGGCGCCACUUGCAUGCACAUCGCCUCCAAGCUGCGCAGCACCAGGAUCAUGUCCACCAACCAGUGCUCCUUUUACGCCGACCACAGCUUCACCUCCAGGGCUGUCAAUCUGUGCGAGAUCAUAAUUCUGUCCAGCCUGAAGUGGAAAACGUCCUUCCUGACUGCCGCAGACUUCUUGGAACACAUUUUGGCUCGGAUGACGCUGCCGCGCGGCGAGAGCAACAUCAUCAGAAAGCACUCGCAUGCAAUUUUGCAGUACUGCAGUCCCAAUACCGAGACCGCGUUCAUGAAGCCGUCGGUGUUGGGCAGCGGCGCCAUCGUGGCCGCCAUCGACAGACUGAACGGCAAGGAGGAGUCGAAGCGGGCGCUGCGGCAGGUGUGCAACCUGACGCACCACAAGCCCGAGGAAAUCCUGCGUGUGGUGCGUCUGCUGCCGUCGCGGGCUAGUCAGGAGGACAAGCAGCUGGCCACGUGCAGCACGCCGACGGACGUGCAGGACAUCAACCUGGACGAUUGACUGCGUGCUGCCAACCAGCCUGUCUGCCGUAGAAUAUUUUUCGAUACCGCUUUCAAGAAAUUUCCCUCGUAUCCUUUUAGCAGUGCGCGGCGGACGAUCGAAUGAACUCGAGUGAUUUUGUAUAAGUUUUUUAGAUUGCGUCGAUUUACAUCAAACUUAUGCAGCGAUUUUAAGUGAUUUAUAAGUGUAAGUAAUUGGCUAGAUUCGAGCCCAUGCUUCUUUUUACUAACAGCAAACUCGGUCACUUGUAAAUAAUACGACCGAAUUUGUUCUGUUGCGUACAAAGUGGAAUUUACGAUUGAAGAGAGAAGUACGGAAAAUCCUAGCUAAAAAAGGCCAGAAAAUAUUGAUUAAGAUUUCUCGCCAGUGCUAAUGAUAUACCAUCGUAAUAUCUUAACUGGCAGUAUCUCAGAGGUAAACAUUAAAUUUUUAUUUAUCAAGUGAUUAAAAUCGGGGGAUCAGGGUGUUCGGCCUGUAGUGUGAAUUCGGCAGAACGUGCCAGCUGAGAAAUUCCAGUUUCUGCGUUCUUAAAACGAAAAUUGGUUCGGCUAUCGUGUCGAAACUAAUUUUUAUUUCGGUCUCAGCAUAAUUAUGAAACUUUCCUACAUCUAGAUGUAAAGUAGAAGUAUUGAAACCGGAUUUGGAGCUGAGAAUGUCUAGAAUUGUAAAUGUAUGGCAGUUUCUAUCAAGAAUUUACGCGAUUGGCGUUCAGUUCUGCUACCAAACAUUUGAAACUUUUGCCAAUUUCCUGUGUUUUCCAGGCCAAUGCUGCCUGUAAAUUUGAAAAUGCUAAUAUUCUCGAUUAGUUUUUCGAGUUCUUUUAAUUUAAAACACAGAUUACAUGCAGGAAUGGCUUUCAAUUUUAAGGGGUAACCCUGAACGCUGACAUUAACUAAUUUAAUGUGUAUGGCCGAUACUAAAUUUAAAAUAAAUUAAGGUCCCACCAGCAUGUGCCUUCUGAGUUUGUAUUAAUUAUUGAAAUGUGCUCUGGACCAUUUAAGGUUUAGUAAUUCCAAGGAGUAAAUCUUCCAACAAUAUUACUUGUACAUCGAAACCUAUAGUUUAAGCAUUAUAAGGAAAUUCUUAGGGUUCAUCGUUUUAGUUUUUGGCGAAAUCAUUGAAUUUUCGUUCUAUUCAACGAGUUUAGAAAUUUAACCAGGGGAAAAAUUAAAUUUUGAUGCUAAUUUUCGUUCAAUCAUUACCAUUUUUACAGUUACGAGAUUAUCAAUUGAUGAGUGGAUUUUUUUGUUAUUUUCCUGAACUUUGGUAAUUGUAAAUUAAUGCUCCAUAAUUUAAAAACUUACUGAACUGAACAUCAGGUCAUGUAGCUCCAUUUUAGUUAUUGGAAAAAAUCUUUUAAAUAGUUAACUGUCUGGAAGAAAAUUUCGGUCAAUAUGUAAUAAGUGGUAAAUUUCAUAAGAUUUCAGAAUUGUUGAUUUUUUGCACAACGGUUAACAAUCAAAGACCUACAAACACAAAGCCCAGGAAAUAUUUAAGAUUUUUUAGUGUCAAAUAUGGCCCAUCGAUUGAUUUGUCUAAUAAGAAUCACAUUACAACUGAAUAGAGCGAAAACUGUAUUUUUAAAUCGAUUUUGAAAACAUUGUCACUUUAUUUGGGAGUUCCAUAAUUCGCUGAAAUCGUUGAAUAGAAAAACAUUUAUCACAUUAACGCCAGAAGCCAAAACUUCAAACUUGAAGAAAUUCCUUAUUAGAAAAUAAAGCGCCCCUGGAAAAUCCCGAGUGGAAAAAAGUGCUUCCAGUUCUCACAAUAUCGCAAGCCGGUGCCUAGAUUUAUUUACUGCGUAGAGUUAGGAUGACCAGUAAACAAUAAGUCCGUCAGCUUACCUCAGAGUUGUGGAGGCCUGCUGAUUUUGAUGCAUUUAAUUAAACUGGUAGCUCCAUUUUUCUGGUGAUUCCCGAUGUGUGUGCGCGCAGGAGCAGGGUGAUUUGAGAUUGGACUGAAUGCAUUUCGAACUGGUGCCUUAAUUAAUUCAGAUCUGUGUUUUCGAGUAGACAACAAGUUAUUAUUCAGAAUGGUGCAUAUUUAUAAGAUAGACGGAUUACGGCGACGGAGACUUUUAAAACCAAGUGUGAUAUCGGUAAUGAGUAGAGUUCCAUAAUAUAUUUUUGAAUGUAAAGCACAUUAUUUCCAAUCGAAUACGACUUACUUACUUUUUAAGCAAGGCAGGCCUCCCUUUAGUUACUUUUCUAAUUAAUUAAUAAAUUACUUAUUAUUAAUGAGUUUCAAUCAGACCCUGUUUUUUAGCAAGUGUGAGUUGCCAGAGAUAGUUUGCUCACUUCACUGCUGUACAAAGAGACCCUCUAGAAUUUUAGUUCAGUACUUAACAAUUGGGAAAGUCGAAAAUAAGAGCAGUUUAGGUUUAAGACGUUGAGUUUGUCCUGGCAGAAGUUUUUUAAAAUCUGCAUCUGUUAUAAAUGAGCACUUGAGAAGAUUUUAUCAUUCAUUCAAGAGGAUUUAACAUUGAACAGUUCUUGUGUUAUGUUGUAAGGAGAUUUUAAUAAUAAAAACUAUUUUAAAUUUUA